AUGAAUGCAGACGGUCAAGGAACAGCCCCUACCAAUCAAGAAAGUGCAGCAACAACGAAAACACCGAAGGCAACAAAGACAAGGAGAUUGGCCGCCGGUUUCGAUUAUGGUUGUGGAGAAGACACAAUUUUCUCUAUAUCCGGCAUUCCAUUCACCUCGAAUAUUAUCGUCUUCAUAGCGUGCUGUUGGGCAGUGAUUUUUGGAACUGGGUGUUUGAUUCGUGUCAUCUUCGCAUAUCAUUGGAACGGUUAUGUCCAUGGAGUAGUCACUUUCUUUGGGUUUGUUGCCGUUAUUCUCACUAUUCUUGGUUACUGUCUGGACUCUAGAUAUUCAGGACACUGCAUGUUAGCUGCUUUUAUAGCAUGGGGCUGCGCAUUUCUCUCUGCCCUCGGAUUGGUAGUCCUAUCUGGUUUUGUGUAUGCAAACUUCAGGGAAAACAGAGCAGUCGAAGGCUUUCGCAGUUUCUUUCUUUAUGGUAUACUAUGGAUUUUUUUCACCGACUUACUAUGUCUGGUCACAAUGGGCCUAGAUGGGCUUGCUGCAUUUGCAGGAUUCAAGAUGUGGAGAAACAAAGACAGGACAGUCUCAGCUACCUCGCUUGCUUUGGGAAAGAAAAGCUUUCGUCAAAUGUAG
This is a messenger RNA of Cylicocyclus nassatus, 633 nucleotides long. Lineage: Eukaryota; Metazoa; Nematoda; Chromadorea; Rhabditida; Strongylidae. The record is from the annotation of a GenBank genome assembly.